AUGUUCUUCUCACGCGCAGUGUCAAUUUUCCUCCGCUUCGGCGAGUUCGUUUCUGCCGCCGUCGUGCUCGGGCUCAUGGCGUGGUUCCUCCACUAUCACGAUGAGUGGGAUGUCGGCCCCCUGGCGCGAGAGAUCUACACCACUGUCAUCGCAUCACUUUCAGUUAUCUUCUCUCUCAUCUGGUUGAUUCCGACGACAAGUAGCAUGCUUCACUAUCCCUUCGACUUGCUCGCGUCUGCUGCAUGGUUUGCCGCCUUUGGCAUUCUGGUUGACUAUCUCGGGGACUCUGGUUGCGGCCGAGCUUGGGAGUGGAACUCCUUCGACAUCCGCGUCAAUUCUCCGUGGUGUGGCAAGUGGAGGGCUGCCGAAGCCUUCUCCUUCAUCUCGGCUGCUUUCUGGUUCGUCAGCUUUCUUCUGGGCGUUUACGUCUACCACAGGGUGUCUCGCGACCCAGUGGUUACUGAUGGAACUACCAGACGCCGCUGGUACCGCUCUCGUGUCUAG
This is a messenger RNA of Westerdykella ornata, 504 nucleotides long. RefSeq lists its product as uncharacterized. The record is from RefSeq and is a predicted model, not a curated record. Gene Ontology annotation, cellular component: membrane. Lineage: Eukaryota; Fungi; Ascomycota; Dothideomycetes; Pleosporales; Sporormiaceae. The coding region runs from base 1 to 504 and encodes 167 amino acids. The transcript has 5 exons.